Amoebophrya sp. A25 is the source of this 454-nucleotide messenger RNA. The record is from the annotation of a GenBank genome assembly. Lineage: Eukaryota; Dinophyceae; Syndiniales; Amoebophryaceae.
CAUGGUAUGUGGACUGCAGAGCACUAUGACGCUCCUAGUGUUGGCACCAGCAGCAGUCGAAGCCGUUGGAUCCGAUGCGAGACACCGAAAUCCCAGCAUGGACCAACGAGGACGAAGCACGCGACGUCAUUCAUUACCGCGGCAGAGCUUCGAGAGAGUCUCGAAAAGUUUGACGCAAAGCUGUCUACCCUUGAGUCUCUAGGUUCGACUUGUUCCAGCGUCCCCAAACUCGUAACCGACAAGGCCUUCAUCGAUCGUAUCAAGGACACGCUCGCAGGCGUGCGCGCACUAGACGGAGAUGCGGAGAAAUUCAGUGUUGCUGUAAAGUCGGCGCACUCAGUGGAGGCGGAAGAACUGCCGUCUAUGGAAAGCUCGGAAUUUCUGCACCACCAUUUGACGCGAAAAAUGAAACUGGCCGCUGCGGAUGCGUUACUAGACUGUCGAGGGGGCGCGG